This is a messenger RNA of Nerophis ophidion (straightnose pipefish), 11822 nucleotides long. Its product is annotated as astrotactin-2-like. Gene Ontology annotation, molecular function: protein binding. The record is from RefSeq and is a predicted model, not a curated record. Lineage: Eukaryota; Metazoa; Chordata; Actinopteri; Syngnathiformes; Syngnathidae. The transcript is spliced from 23 exons. Gene Ontology annotation, biological process: neuron migration; neuron cell-cell adhesion. The coding region runs from base 54 to 4175 and encodes 1373 amino acids.
CGGCCACUCCGCUCGCCGCCUUCAAAGCACGCACAGGGGGAAGCGGGGUCCAAAUGGCGAGCACCGCACCUCCGCCAUCGUCGCUACCGCCGCUGCUCCUCCGGCUUCUCCUCGCCGGGCUCGCUCUCACGCGAACCGCGGAGCCGCUGCGGGCCGAGCGGGGAGGGGACGAGGGGACGCCCGGAGGCGGCGAGGGCCACGCGGCGGAGACGCCGUGCGAGAUCAAGACCGUCACCGUCUCCACGCUGCCGGUUCUCCGGGAGAACGAGUUCAGCUUCACCGGUGUCGGAGCCGCCGGGAGCGCGGUGGGAGCAGGAGAAGUAGGAAGUAGUGUCGCCGGAGCAGGUGGCACCGCGGGAGGGGGACCAGGAGGAGGGGAGUCGCGGCUCUUGUUGUUCGUCAGGACUGAUCUACCUGGGAUGAUUUCCGUCAUGGAUGAUCUCGACAACACGGCUCUUCCUUACUUCACUCUCGAGAUGUCAGGAACGGAGGAGGGCAUUUCUCAGGUGCACUGGAAGCAGCAGUGGUUGGAGAACGGGACGCUCUACUUCCAUGUGUCCGUCACCGAAUCGGAGCGAGUGGCCCAAACGACGCAAGCCUCGGCGAGGGAGCCGGCCCACGUGCUGCACGAACACAUGCACCUGCUGCACAUCUCCGUGAUGGGAGGCCUCAUCGCCCUGCUCCUUCUCAUUCUCCUCUUCACCCUCGUCCUCUACACCCGCCACCGAUGGUGCAAGCGCCGGCGCAUUCCCCAGAAGAGCGCCAGCACGGAGGCCACCCACGAGAUCCACUACAUCCCCUCGGUCCUGCUCGGGCCCCAGGGGCGGGACAGCUACCGGGGCUCGCGGGGAACUCACCAGCACGGCGGCUCUGUCAUCGGCGUGCCCAUCCGGGAGACGCCCAUCCUCGACGACUACGACUGCGACGACGACGACCCGGUGGGACGCUCGUUGAACUCCACCCCCAACCAGCUGCACAGCAAACUGAGCGACGGGAAGAUCCAGGAGGAUUACGGGGUCGGGAUGGGCUAUGGAGGACACGCCGACAUCAAGCAGGAGGAGUUGAUGCACAAUCUGGACAAACGAGCCCUCGACCCAAACAGGGAGGCGGUGGAGGAUUUGAUGCAGAGGUUCCAGGACAGCUUCCGCAUUCCUAAAACAUCCCCGGACCUUUCCCACUACCAGCACGUCAUCCACAGCUCUUCUACCGGCCGCCGCCGAGUCCCCAGCCACACCCGAGCACCUGGCGGCGUGUUUGGUCCUCAAGGGGAAUCGGGGUCGGAGCCGGAAGACGACAGCCAAAUGAAGUUUUACACCGAGCAGCACAGAGGACGGCGGCGCAGCAAAGGCCACCCACACAGUCCGCUGAACAAGGUCACCCUGACAUUGAUUACCAUCAGCACCUGUGUCGUCGCCAUUGUCUACGCCACGCAGGAUUCCUGCCCACUUACUGUCAAGGUCACGCUCCACGUGCCCGAGCACUUUGUUGCAGAUGGAAGUAGUUUUGUGGUGUCCAUGGGCGGCUUCCUGGACGUUUCCAACUGGUUGAACCCGGCCAAGCUCAUCCUGUACUAUCAGACCAAUUCGUCGGCAGAGUGGGUCCGGGAUUACUGCGGACAGAGGACCACCGACCCCUGCGAACAGAUCUGUGACCAGGACACAGGAGAAUGCAGCUGUCAUGACGGCUAUUCCCCGGAUCCUGUCCAUAAACACCUCUGUGUUCGCAGUGACUGGGGUCAGAAUGAAGGGCCUUGGCCGUACGCUAACCUGGAGAAAGGCUACGACCUAGUUACCGGAGAACAAGCCCCAGAGAGGAUCUUCAGAUCACUCUACAGUCUGGGUCAAGGCUUGUGGCUGCCGGUCAGCAAGAGCUUUGUGGUGCCGCCGGUGGAGCUGUCCAUCAACCCCAUCGCCAGCUGCAAGACCGACGUGCUGGUGAUCGAAGAUCCAGGGGAGGUCAGAGACGAAGCCAUGAUGUCCACAUACUUCGAGACCGUCGAGGAUCUGCUGGCAUCUUUCGGGCCGGUCCGGGACUGCUCCCAAGACAACGGCAACUGCAAGAAGAAUUUCAAGUGUGUAACGGACCGUCGGUUGGACUCCUCGGGCUGCUUGUGUCCUAAUGGGCUCAGGCCGAUGAAGGAUGGCUCCGGUUGCUAUGACUACUCCAGGGGCAUCGACUGCACGGACGGCUUCAACGGAGGCUGCGAGCAGCUGUGCCACCAGCAGCUCGUACCUCUCGAAGACCAGCCCGGAUCCAACAACUUGCUCAUGUACUGCGGGUGUGUGCAGGAGUACAAACUGGCAGCGGAUGGGCGUUCCUGUCUUCUGCAGUCAGAGAACUGCGAGGGGCCCAAAUGUCCGCGGAGGGCCGCUCACUUUAACGACACUCUGUUCGGGGAGAUGCUGCACGGGUACGACAACAAAAGCCAGCAGGUCAACCUGGGACAGAUCUUCCAGAUGACUUUCAGAGAUAACAACUUCAUUAAGGAUUUCCCCCAGUUAGCCGAUGGCCUCAUGGUUCUUCCUCUACCUGUGGAGGAACAAUGCAGAGGAGUGUUGUCGGAACCCCUGCCAAACCUGGACCUCCUCACAGGCAACGCUAAGUUCAAUGAGGCAGCAGGCUAUCCAAUGGUUCAACAGUGGCGAGUGCGCAGCAAUCUGUACAAAGUCAAACUCAGUUCCAUCACGUUGGCCUCAGGUUUUGCAAAGGUUCUUAAGACGCUGUCAGGGGCGAGCACACGCGAGGAGCUGUUGGCCCUCCUCCAGCAACACGGCAGCCACUAUGUGUCGGAGGCGCUGUACGGCUCCGAGAUCAACUGCACAAUCUAUUUCCCCAGCAAGAAGGCCCAGCAGCAGCUGUGGCUACAGUACCAGAAAGAGGCAACAGAUCAAGGGGUUGGCGGAGUUGGCGGAGUUGGCGGAGUUGGCGGUGGGCGUCACGAGUUGAAGGCGGUGCCCUUCAUCAGCUACCUGGCGGGGCUGCAGAAGACCCAGCUGUUGUCCAACGACGUAGUGAACGGCGUGGAGAUUCGCUGCGAGGAGAAGGGUAGCUGUCCGCCCGGAUGCCACCUGUGCCACCACCAGGUCACGGCAGCAGGGCCGGCGUCAGGCAGGGGCCGGGCCGGUAACGGCAGGGGCGGCGAGCAGCCUUCGCCCAUCCCUGUGCUUUUGGAAGUCAGCCGUGUGGUGCCCCUCUAUAGCCUGGUGCAGGACAACGUCACCAAAGAGGCCUUCAAGAGCGCGGCGAUGAGCUCAUACUGGUGUGGCGGAAAGGGCGACGUCGUUGAUAACUGGUGUCGCUGUGACCUGAGUGCCUUCAGCAGAGACGGCCUGCCCAACUGCAGUCCCCUCAGGCAGCCGGUCUUACGCCUGGCCCCCUACCUGGAGCCCUCAAGCACAAUGGUAGCCCUCGAGUGGUUGGAUGUGGAGCCCCUGAUUGGGUGCAAAGUUUCUGACUACAUCAUCCAGCAUAAACGGGUGGAGGACCCCUCUGAGGCAGAGAUCUACACAGGUGAAGUGUUGAGCUUGCUGGACGAUCUCUUCUCCGGUUUGGGUUCGUCCUGCGUGGUACCCGGCAAGAGGAGUGCUGAACAUCCCCACGCUCUGCUUUAUUCUGUCGUGUUCAAGUGCCUGGAGCCUGACAGUCUCUACAAGUUCACUCUUUAUGCAGUGGAUAGCCGUGGCAGUCACUCCGAGUCCAGCUACGUCUCCAUAAGGACGUCCUGCCCCAUGGUGGAUGACAGCCGAGCUGAAGAAAUAGCGGACAAAGUGUACAGCUUGUACAACGGCUACACGAGCGGCAAAGAGCAGCAGAUGGCCUACAACACCUUGAUGGAAAUCCCUCCGCCUCUGCUCUACCGAGUCCAGCACCACUACAAUUCCCUCUAUGAGAAGUUCGGAGACUUCGUCUGGCGCAGCGAGGACGAGCUGGGCCCCAGAAAAGCCAACCUGAUCCUCCGGAGGGUGGACAAGAUCAGCCACUACUGCCGCUCCCUACUGCGCAGCACCCACAUCCAGAGCCGCACCGACACCAUGGCGUACGUCUUCUGCCGCAGCGACGAGGGGCGGCCGCCCGGGGGGGCGUGGCGCGACUCGUUGCACGAAGGACGCACCACCUGCACAGAGAAGCUCAUUUCCAUACAGCGCAACACGUACAGCAGCACGAAACUGCGAUGAGAAGCGAGAACGGGAGACUCGCUGCCAGUCGGGACUCGACAUUGACUGCAGCAGAUGUCUCUGUGGUAAAAACGGGAAAAAAACAAACAAAAAAACUGACAGGACGUGGGACUUACUUUUAUUGUGAGACUAUACACGAAAACAUAGAGAACUGUGCAAAAAAAAACCCCCAAAAAACGAGAAAGUACAACGUGAACAUGUAAGAUAGUCUUCGACCAAAAGAUAAUGUUUAAAUACUUUGAAUGUAACCUUGUGGUUCUUUUUUUAUUUUUAUUUGAAGCACCUAAAAGAGCAAAAAAAGGUGAUUUCUAGUAAAUGAAACUGCGUAAAAACCAGACAGAAUACUACUUGUUUGUUUUGGCGAAGAGUGCUCAUUUUCUUGCAUUUCUACAGAUAUGUCGGUUGUUUGCAUUAUUUAAAAAAGUCAAAUUAUGAAAAAUUUAAAAAAACAACAGAAAUAUGAUUUCUUCUAGUCUAAUUGGGUGGUAUAGCUCGGUUGGUGGAAUGGCCGUGCCAGCAACUUAAGGGUUCCAGGUUCGAUCCCCGCCUCCCCCAUCCUAGUCACUGCCGUUGUGUCCUUGAGCAAGACACUUAACCCACCUGCUCCCAGUGCCACCAACACUGGUUUAAAUGUAACUUAGAUAUUGGGUUUCGCUAUGUAAAAGCGCUUUGAGUCUCUGGAGAAAAGCGCUAUAUAAAUAUAAUUCACUUCACUAAAUAUAAUUCACUAAUUGACGCUCUUACUAACGAUUUUGGACUUCGGGCAGCUUUCAUAAACAUUUUCUAUGCAGAAGAAAUGCCAAACAGUUAAUUUAAGUCCUCAUAUAAGUUAUCAAUGGUAAUGGUCUCCAGAUCGGUCUGAUAUCUGCUAAAAUCAAGGUAUUGUAUCAGCAUAUUUUCCAGACAAUAAUCCGUUACUUUUUUCUCCAAACAUUGGACCCGACGGCUUAUACAAAGUAGUGGCUAACCAAUGUAUUUUUCUUCGCUAACUGCGUAAUUAGGUAAUGGAUUAAGCAAAGAAAUCAAGAAAUUUACUAAAAUUAUCCACUAUCAAGUCUGUGGAUUCUGUGAUGAGGUGGCGACUUGUCCAGGGUGUAACCCGCCUUCUGCCCGAAUCCAGGUGGGAUAGGCUCCCGUGACCCCAAAAGGGACAAGCGGUAGAAAAUGGAUAGAUGGAUGGAAGUCUGUGGAUGUUCUCAUCCAGUUCAUUGUAUUCUCAGGGCAUUCAAUCAAUCGCAACUGGACUAUUUGGUUUAUCUUAGAAGACGUUUCGCCUCUCAUCCAAGUAGGCUUCAUCAGUUCAUGCUCAUGGACUUAGAUUGGUCAGAUCUCGUCCAGCGGCUGGUGUCAAAAUCCCACCGAUUUAUACUCCAAAACCAGGAGGGUGUGCCUGGGCAAGGAAGGUUCCACCCUAUCGUAGUGAGAUAAAUAACUGUUUUGAUGCAAACGAGCAAUCCUACCAUCAAAGCCAACGAAAGUCAUUGGAUGUGUAAUCGCCCCUCGUUACCACUGAGGUAUUGUGUGGCAGAAUAAUCGCUGUGGGUCGACUACUACCAGUCUGAAUCCCAAUAGUACCGAUCCCGAUACUACUAAUAGUCUGAAUCUCCCAUGUUAGCAUUCCAUGCAGUUGUAAACAAAAGGUGACCAGAAUGGUUCUAACUUCCGUUAUUUGUUGGAGGCUAAAUUGCAGUCUUUUAGGAAUUGUUGAAAGGACAGUGUUUUAUGUUUUUUCAACUUUGACAUAGAUGGCUUCCCUCCCUCCUUUUGUACCAUCUGUCGUCCCCGUCCAGAAUCUGGACAUUUUUGUCCUGAAAGUAGUUUUUUUCUCACUGCUAUAGGGCUGAACCAUCCUUGCCCAGGCAUACCCUCCUGGUUUUGGAGUAUUGAUAUUUGGAGUUUGGGCACCAGCCACGAGACUACAUCUGGCCAAUCUAAGUCUAAGACAAUAUCUAACCAAUCUAAGUCUAAGACAAGAUUUGACCAAUCUAAGUCAAAGACUACACUUGACCAAUCUAAGUCAAAGGCUAGAUUUGACCAAUCUAGGUCAAAGACUAGAUUUGACCAAUCUAAUUCUAAGACUAGAUUUGACCAAUCUGAGUCUAAAACUAGAUUUGACCAAUCUAAGUUACAGGCUAGAUGUGACCAAUCUAAGUCUAAGAUUAGAUUUGACCAAUCUAAGUCUAGGACUAGAUUUGACCAAUCUACGUCCAUCACUGGAUUUGACCAAUCUACGUCUAACACUGGAUUUGACCAAUCUACGUCUAACACUGGAUUUGACCAAUCUACGUCUAAGACUGGAUUUGACCAAUGUACGUCUAAGACUAGAUUUGACCAAUCUAAGUCCAAGAUUAGAUUUGACCAAUCUAAGUUUUAGGCAAGAUUUGACCAAUCUAAAGACUAUAUUUGACCAAUCUAAGUCUAAGACUAGAUUUGACCAAUCGAAGUGUAAGACAAGAUCUGAUCAAUCUAAGACUAGAUUUGACCAAUCUAAGUCUAAGACUAGAUCUGACCGAUCUAAGUCAAAGACUAGAUCUGACCGAUCUAAGUCAAAGACUAGAUUUGACGAAUCUAAGUCUAAGACUAGAUUUGACCAAUCUAAGUCUAAGACUAGAUUUGACCAAUCGAAGUGUAAGACAAGAUCUGAUCAAUCUAAGACUAGAUUUGACCAAUCUAAGUCAAAGACUAGAUCUGACCGAUUUAAGUCAAAGACUAGAUCUGACCGAUCUAAGUCAGACUAGAUUUGACGAAUCUAAGUCAAAGACUAGAUCUGACCAAUCUAAGUCAAAGACUAGAUCUGACCGAUCUAAGUCCAAGACUAGAUCUGACCAAUCUAAGUCCAAGACUAGAUCUGACCAAUAUAAGUCCAAGACUAGAUCUGACCAAUCUAAGUCAAAGACUAGAUAUGACCAAUCUAAGUCUAAGACUAAGUCUGAUCAACCUAAGUCUAUGAGCAUGAACUGACGAAGCUUACUUGGAUGAGAGGUGAAUGUCUUCUAAGGAAAAACCAAACAGUCCAGUUGCGGUCGAUUAAAAUUCACUGAGAAUUGACUUUUAAGAAACGUUUAAAUCUCAGUGUUUACAAAGUACAAAGGAAGAAGAAAAAUCCUGAUGAACAUCUUGGACCUUAUUCAAAAAGAAAACACCUUAUUCAUCUCAUACAGGACAAAUUAAGACACCCUUGACUAUAGUGUUGUUUGAUCAGCUGUUUUACUGUCAGGUUAGUCAAUAUUUAUUUAUACAGCCCUAAAUCACACUUGUCUCAAAGGGCUGCACAAGCCACAACGACAUCCUCAGUUCAGAUCCCACAUAAGGGCACGGAAAAACUCACAACCCAGUGAGAUGUCAAUCUGAAUGACUAUGAGAAACCCUGGAAACCCCCCGAAAAUCCAGUCCAUAGUGGAUCUAACAUAAUUGUGAGAGUCCAGUCCAUAGUGGAGCCAACAGGCAUCGACUGGAAACAAUUAGGCUAUAUAAAUAAACAUUUACGAAAUAUUUCUAUACAAAUAUCUCAUUUUAUACCGUACCGGUAUAUAUCUGCGGCUUAUAAACCAGUGCGGCUAAUAUAUGAAAACAUUUAUUUUUCGUCCAAAAUUUAGUGAGUGCGUCUUAUAUUCUAUACUAUUGAUCCAAAACGUCCAAUUUCAACUUUGUUCUGCUCCCGCUAACGUCUAUUUUUGCUCGUUUAGCAGACAGAUAACAGGUUGUCUCCACUUGAGAGCCUGUCUAAAAGUAUUUGCUUUAAUACACCGUAAAACUGAACUCAGAAAUUGAGUACCGUAUUUCCUUGAAUUGCCGCCGGGGCGCUAAUUAAUUUAAAACCUCUUCUCACUACCAAAGGCAUGCGGUAAAUUCAGGCCUGUGCUAAUAAAUUUGAGUGUGAUGUAAGGAUACCAUCAUGAAAAGAACAUUUAGUAAAAAAAAAAACGUUAUUAUGGUCUUACCUUUACUUAUAAAUGAAGUCCAUGCGCAGCUCCUUCUGGUCAAAAGCAUCGAUAACUUGUUUAUAGAAGUCUUCCUUAUCUUUCUUCAGUUUUAAAAGUCUCUCUAUCUCAAUGGAGAUCUUCCUUUAUUACCUCCUGCUUCGAUUGAAAGUCUAGUUUAGAAAACGGUUUUAUUUUAGAUAUGUAAUCCUCCAUGUUAAAAGUGCAAGCGAGAGGAAAAAAUAAACUAUCGCUGCUCACUCUUGCUGCUUGUUGUCACUUCUCCUGCAGCCGAAUUGUCGCAAGAAGGAUCACAAGCGCCCUCUACUACCAGGAGCAAGAGUUAUUUAAUGACUCAUAUUUGACACACGCAGCUACGGUAUAAUACUAAAACAUAGCUGCUUACUGUUCUUUUUAGCAUAUUCAAAAGCUUGGAUCUUAAAUCCUACUGAAUAGCUCUUAAUCUUCUUCCCUUUAUGCGAUUUCAAAUUAUUGAAUUCGGCCUCCUCCAUUUUGACGUGACGAGUUUGACCCGGUGGAAAUUCUAGGCAUAUGCUAAUUAUUUGGCGAAACGAGUUUGACCCGGCGUUAAUCCUGAGCCAGCGGUAAUGCUAAGCAUGCGCUAAUUAUUUCGCGAAACGAGUUUGACCCGGCAGUAAUUCUAGUCAGGCGCAUUCUAUAUACCCGGCGGCAAUUCAAGGAAAUACGGUAUGUCAAUAAAAAUGACAUGAGACACUAAAUAACUUGGAAAUCAAAAUUACAAUAAAGAUACAUGUUAUGAUUAAUAAUAAGUACUCGGCUUCUUGGCAAACUCUUCGUAGUGUUCAACAAAAAACAAGGCUGGUACAAUCUACUUAAUGGCAAAGACUACUUCCUGUCAACGGCAACACAUCCAGGGCAACAUAAAAUGAAUGCGUACUUACAAAUGAGACUCAUAAAUGUAAGAAAACAAGAUGUAACAACUAAAUAGUAUGCAGUCCAUCCAAGACUCCGCUCAAGGACUUCUAUCCCGAAACAGAACAAAACCAACGCUAAGGUCAGACAUUAUAAUACGUUGUAUUAUGAAGUGAUGGCACCCGUAAAGUGAGUGCAGCCUUUGUGCUCGAAGUUCUCUUGACGUUUCCAACAUUUAAGUUUUAUUAGUUUCCUUUCCGAGUCGAGAUGGUGCACGUUGAAGCUUUUGAACCCCAUGCAAUACUCAUAAAUUUUUUUAGUUUCCAGGUUUGACAUUUGUUUUUAUGCUGCUUUUGGGACACGUUUUCAUGGUCGGGAAUGUGAGGAAAUACAACAAGAAGAUGAGUCAUUGAUUUCAAUCAUCUGACACAGGAAUUGGGUUGCACUCUUGAGUUUUAUUGUUCAUGGAUUUGUUUGCGUAGAUGCUGUCCAUGAAAUGCUGAUUGUCGUCACCGAGACGUAGGAAAGACAUUCCUGCAGGGAGAACAACUGAGCCUGUUCUCAAGAGAAUCUUUGUAUGGUUCCGUUCAAAAAUAGAUUAUAAUUGUUUUCAUCUAAUUUCAUUAAUUUUUACGAGUUUACUAUUAAUGUUUUACGUAUUUUAUUUUAGAACUCUUUUCAAACUUGAUUUACCUUUUUGUUUUGUACAUGUCAAUGUUAGUAGUCAAAAGUUUACAUACACUUGUAAAGAACAUAAUGUCAUGGCUGUCUUGAGUUUCCAAUCAUUCCUACAACUCUUGUUUUUUUUUGUGAUAGAGUGAUUGGAGCACAUACUUGUUGGUCAUAAAAAAAAAACAUUCAUGAAGUUUGGUUCUUUUUUCAAUUUACUAUGGGUCUACUGAAAAUGUGACUUAUCGUAUCGUUGUCCAUCACAUGGACAAAGACAAGACCUUCUGGGAGGAAAAUUCUGUGGUCAGAUGAAUUAAAAAUUGAGCUGUUUGGCCACAAUACCCAGCAAUAUGUUUAGAGGAGAGAACAUGAGGCCUUUAAUCCCAGGAACACCACACCUACCGUCAAGCAUGGUGGUGGUAGCAUUAUGCUCAGGGCCGGUUUUGCUGCCAAUGGAACUGGUGCUUUACAGAGAGUAAAUGGGACAUUAAAAAAGGAGGAUUACCUCCAAAUUCAUCAGGACAACCUAAAACAGGGGUAGGGAACCUAUGGCUCUAGAACCAGAUGUGGCUCUUUUGAUGACUGCAUCUGGCUCUCAGAUAAAUCUUAGCUGACUUUGCUUAACAUGAUAAGUAAUUAAUAUUUCUGCUGGUAAUCACAGUGUUAAAAAUAACGUUGAAAUUAUAAAACAUUCUCAUGCAUUUUAAUCCAACCAUCCAUGUUCAAGAUGUCGCAUUAAUGGAAAGAAGUAUUAUAUUUAUUAUUGGUUAACUUUUACAAUAACAAUGUUAUUAAAAAGAAUAAGAUACUUAUUAUAAUCUUAAAAUGUUGGUCUUACUUAAAAAUGCACGCAUUUCGUUGUAUUCAGUGUUAAAAAAAUAUUAUAUGGCUCUCAUGGAAAUACAUUUUGAAAUAUUUGGCUUUCAUGCCUCUCUCAGCCAAAAAGGUUCCCGACCCCUGACCUAAAAUCAUCAGCUUGGAUGUUGGGUCUUGGGCACAGUUGGGUGUUCCAACAGGACAAUGACCCCCAACACACGUCAAAAGUGGUAAAGGAUUGGCUAAAUCAGGCUAGAAUUAAGGUUUCAGAAUGCCUUUCCCAAAGUCCUGACUUAAACGUGUGGACAAUGCUGAAGAAACAAGUCCAUUUCAGAAAACCAACAAAUUUAGCUGAAUUUUGUCAAGAGGAGUGGUAAAAAAAAAAACUCAACCUGCCUUGUGGAUGGCUACCAAAACUUGCCAAGGGAUAUGUAACCAGAUAACAUUGCUGUAUGUAUACUUUUGACCCAAUAGAUUUGCUCACAUUUUCAGUAGACCCAUAAUAAAUUCAUAUAAGAACUAAACUUCAUGAAUGUUUUUUUGUGACCAGAUGAAUUAAAAAUUGAGUUAGACCCGCUCGACAUCCAUUGCUUUCGGUCCCCUGGGGGGGGGUUGCCCACAUUUGAGGUCCUCUCCAAGGUUUCUCAUAGUCAGCAUUGUCACUGGCGUCCCACUGGGUGUGAAUUCUCCCUGCCCUUAUGUGGGUUCUUCCGAGGAUGUCGUAGUCGUAGUGGUCUGUACAGUCCUUUGAGACAUUUGUGAUUUAGGGCUAUAUAAAUAAACAUUGAUUGAUUGAUCGACCAAAAAGAAUGUGCUCCAAUCACUCUAUCACAAAAAAAUAAGAGUUGUAGAAAUGAUUGGAAACUCUUGACAGUCAUGACAUUAUGUUCUUUACAAGUGUAUGUAAACUUUUGACCAGGACUGUAUGUACUUCGCCAAAAUUUUAAAUGUGUUUUCAAACAGUGAAUAUAUAAAUAAUGAAUGUAACAUAGUGCUUAAGUAUUCUGUGGGACUUGGACUAAAUUCUUUAUGUCCGUGCCCUCAGUCUCCUUUUUAUUUAUUUGCUGUCUGUCCAAUGCUGUCUCCAAAGCCAGGAUGAUUGUUUUCAUGAGGUGAGACGAUGCCUUCCCCCCCCCCUAUUGUUCUCUCAUGUUGAAUACAUUGUAAUAAUAACUUAUAUUGUACAUUAUAUACAUGUAAAAAAAAAAAAUGUAUUACGUGGAUUUGAUUGUCCUUUUCUUUUGAAGAAUGUGAAAUAUUAAACAUGUAUAUACAUUCUACUGAUACUAAAUGUCAGUUACAUUUUUUUUUUUAAAAACAUCUAAGAAAUAAAUACAGAAAAACCAUA